AUGGCCAAGUGGGGACUUGUCAUCUGCAUCCUGGUUAUCACCUUGUUCCUGGACCAGACGACCAGCCACCCUUCCAAGUUAAAAGGCAGGAAGCACAGCAAACGCCGAGUGAAAGUCUGUCUCCGAGGCACAAAAGUUCACAAGAAAUGCUACCUGGCCUCUGAAGUCUCGAAGCAUUUCCAUGAAGCCAAUGAAGACUGCAUCUCCAAGGGAGGCACCCUGGUUAUCCCCAGGAACUCGGAUGAGACCAACGCCCUCCGGGACUAUGGGAAGCAAAGCCUGCCCGGUGUCAAUGACUUCUGGGUGGGCAUCAAUGACAUGGUCACCGAAGGCAAGUUUGUCGAUGUCCAUGGAGCUGCCAUCUCCUUCCUGAACUGGGACCGGGCUCAGCCGAGCGGUGGCAAACGGGAAAACUGUGUCCUGUUCUCCCAGUCGGCUCAGGGCAAGUGGAGUGACGAGGUCUGCCGGAGCAGCAAGAGAUACAUCUGCGAGUUUACCAUCCCUUAA
This is a messenger RNA of Echinops telfairi (small Madagascar hedgehog), 507 nucleotides long. RefSeq names its product C-type lectin domain family 3 member A (gene CLEC3A). The record is from RefSeq and is a predicted model, not a curated record. NCBI's taxonomy places the organism in Eukaryota, Metazoa, Chordata, Mammalia, Afrosoricida, Tenrecidae. The coding region runs from base 1 to 507 and encodes 168 amino acids. The transcript has 2 exons.